Molecule: messenger RNA, 1098 nt
Organism: Penicillium samsonianum
Lineage: Eukaryota; Fungi; Ascomycota; Eurotiomycetes; Eurotiales; Aspergillaceae
Exons: 5
Coding region: 1-1098 (365 amino acids)
Source: RefSeq, a predicted model, not a curated record
AUGAUCCACUUGAAUCAUCGCUCUCCGGUUUUGAUUGUGUGGAGUUUAAUAUUUUUCUUCAUUGCUGCAGUAGCUGUUGCACUUCGGGUGGCCUCUAUACAUAUUCGACGUCGAGGCUUGAAAAGUCAUGAUUACCUUGUUUUCUUCUCACUGGUGCUAUUGACUGGCUAUGUGGUGGACAUGCUGAUUGGGGCCACUACAGCUGGCUAUGGUGGACAUACGGCGACCAUGGCUGUACGAAACCCAGGAGAGUUGGCUAGCGCAUUGAAGAUUUUCUGGGCAUCAGAAUGGAUGUGGGCAACCUCGACAGUCUGCUUUAGACUCUCCAUACUCCUUUUAUAUAUGGAGAUCUUCCCAGGAAACCAGAAAUUCUUCUGGUGUGCGACUGGGGUGGGAUGUCUCGUCUUCCUAUACUGGGUGUCUGCGGUAUUAACCAUCGCAUUGCUUUGUCGCCCAGUUGCCUACAACUGGGACCGCACGAUUCCAGGGAGCUGUGGGGAUGUUUUGAAGAUACAGUAUGCAUCUGCAGGGUUCAACAUGGGCAUUGAUUUGGGAGUCGUGUUGUUGCCGCUCCCUAUUGUUUGGCGGCUGCAAAUGUCGAGUCGAAAAAAGACCGGCGUCACUGCAUCUUUCGCGAUAGGCAUCCUCACGGCCGGUAUCAAUCUGGGCCGCAUUAUUCAGACCAAGUUGUGUCCGGCUGACGACCUAAUUUACUGCCUCAGAGAUUCCUCUAUUUUUAUCAUGGCAGAAAUGACAGCAGGAAUCUUGGUGGCCUGUGUUCCAACGUUUGGGCCCCUAUUGUUUCGCAAGCGAAACGUACAUUCAGCGCAACCACGCGAUUUGCCCACAAUUGGGUCAAUUCGAAUCCGCCGUCGUCCUGCGAAAUUCGAUUCCCUCCUUUCCAUACUCGAUCGCAGUCACAAUGAGGGGGAAGAGCGAGGCCAUACAAAGGAAGUGGAGCCUGUCGGUGCGCCGACGGCACUUAUUGGGGCUGGGGCAGAAAAUGAAGCUCCAGAGACAGGCAUUUUGGUGACGCGCGACCUGGAUGUGCAUAGUCUAAAUGUGCUGCCUCGAGUAUCAGAGAAUUCUACUGUUUGA